GCUUUGGUGGAACCGUAUUUUUAAAAUCAUUAUAAUGUCUGUAAAAGCUUUAAAUGCAAGACGAGCAGGACAUGUUUUAUGAUAAUAAAAGUCACUUUUAUGCAUUAGUUGCAUUUGUGCAUUUUUCAGUGUUGUUGCAUCGGCCAUUAAACAUCGUUAGGUGAAAAAAAGCAGCAAGGAGGCGGGAUUUGAUGGAAGUGGGAGCUCAGCUGACCAGUUAGACCCAAACCAGGCCCACGACCGGCACUGCAAAGGCGCUGAUCUGACGCAGCUGAGUGCAGCGUAAUCCUACACGCCGAUGUGAAGCCAUUUAUAAAAGCCUUAGCUGUUUUUAGCCGUGCGAGUGACACAGUGCGGAGGGUGACAUGCAUGCAGAGCGAAAAUGUUGCUCAGUCUCCGUGUUGCACCGUGAUUAAGUAACAUGUCUCUUCCUGACUACGUGCCGCCGCGUCCUUAACCGGCCAUGACAAUGAUUGGUUCUGUGUUGUUGUUUUUUCUGCAGCUACGAAUCUUGCGGGAUUUUUUGUAAGAUGUAGUUAAACCGCUUGGCGAAUGUUACUCGGACUAUGUUUCUACAUUUUUACCCAACCCACGUCCCAAGGCCCGCUGGGGCUUAGUGCUGGCUGCCUAGAUGCUGCUACCAACUAAAAAUUUUCCACAAACAAACUGUCAUGGACAACUUAAUACAGUCGGCCGGUGACGGUGCUGACAGAAGUUAUUUUCCAAAUGGAAGGAUCGCUCCAUUUUCGUGCUUGGCUCCGGUCCCGUUUGUCUAAGGUUUUUCUAUGAUCCAGUCAGUCUAUGCUCAGUUAGAUUCGGUGGAAUCGCUGUUCAACGACUUUCCAUAUAUGUUUUAUCUCGGCCUGUUUUUCGUGAACGUCUUAAUCCUCUACUACGCCUUUCUCAUGGAGUACAUAGUCCUCAAUGUUGGCAUCGUCUUCCUGCCAGAGGAUAUGGACCAAGCUUUGGUGGACCUGGGCGUGCUUUCCGACCCCGGCUCGGUGCCCUACGACACCGACACGGAGCUUGAUGUGUUUGAGGGGUACCUGGAGUGACCAUCGGCGAGCCCCGCCGGGACCGAUAAGUGCGCUGGAGAACGUGACCGGGUUCUGCCAUGAGCGGGCCGGUGGCUGGGAAGGUUACUGCGGCGUCUCAGUGUGCGCCGUGCUGGUGCCGUGAUGAUUCAGCACGAAGAGGUGAACUCAAGUCGAUGGACUGCUGAUUUGAAGUCCAGCUUACGUCACGUGCUUUCUCCAGUUGCCUUGGAAACGCACCCUAGAUGGACAGCAUGGCCACUAAAACUUCCUAGAGGCUGAACACGCAAAGCAAUACUAACUUAAUCACUGACACAAGGAGAGCAGUUGUUUUCUUCGGUCUGUGUAUUAACUUAUUUUGUAGCAAGUAUAAUGAAUGUGCAUCUCCGCUGGGCUUAUAUUUGAGCCGGGAAUCUGAUGUUAUGCAUCAAAAGUAAAGACGGGGGGGUAUGGGGUGUUUCAGGACAAUGGGGAAAGCUAUAUUUUUGAUGGGUUAAGAUUCUGUCUUAAUCUGAAAAUGACGCUAUACUGAGCAUGCAAAUUAUGCUAGUUUAUUUUAAGCAUCCACAGUGUGAUAUACUACCCUUUGCACUGAUGGUGGGAUCUUGUCUACAGAUACAGACUUUUCUUAAGUAUGAUAAAAGUAGUCUCCUCUUUAGCAGCAUGAGACUAAUAAAGACUUUCAUUGUUUUCUUUACCUCUGGGAAAGUUAAUUUCACAUUAAAAUGUGAUGGGUGAAA
This is a messenger RNA of Paramormyrops kingsleyae, 1774 nucleotides long. Lineage: Eukaryota; Metazoa; Chordata; Actinopteri; Osteoglossiformes; Mormyridae. The record is from RefSeq and is a predicted model, not a curated record.